Molecule: messenger RNA, 2501 nt
Organism: Nicotiana tabacum (common tobacco)
Lineage: Eukaryota; Viridiplantae; Streptophyta; Magnoliopsida; Solanales; Solanaceae
Cellular component (GO): nucleus
Molecular function (GO): zinc ion binding
Source: RefSeq, a predicted model, not a curated record
CUCAAAUCAAAUGGACAAUACCCAGUUCCUUCCAGCUUAAAGCCUCCGGCAAAAGAAGUCUUCUGAAACCUCACCGAUUAAUCCUCGAUGCCGGUGAAUACUGUUUAAACUCGCGCUUCACACACACAGUACAUAUUUGGACAGUGGAAAAAAGAGAAGAAAUGGCUGAAGAAUCAGAGAAGCGGUUUCAAGAGGCCAUGGACAAGCUCUUUCGGGUUCCUCCCAAAUCCAAGCCCAAUUCCACCAGCGCAUGUGGAGUUCAAUUGUCAAGAGGCAAGAAGCGGCCGGAUAUGUCAUCUGCGUUUGCAUCAGUGGAUCCAAAAUUAAGAGGCAAAGCAGUUAACAAGCACAAUUUAUUUGCUACUAACAGUUCAGGGGAAGCUCCGCCUUGUAGACCAUGGGACCGAGAUGAUUUAUUUACAAGGAUAGCCACUUUUAAGGCUAUGACCUGGUUUGCUAAACCAAAGGCAAUUAGUUCUGUUAACUGUGCUAGAAGAGGUUGGAUUAAUGUAGAUAUGGAUACCAUUGCAUGUGAAGCAUGUGGAUCACGUAUGCUUUUCUCUACUCCGCCAUCUUGGUCGCAACAGCAAAUUGACAAAGCGGCCUUGGUAUUCAGCUUGAAGCUGGAUAGUGGACACAAGCUACUUUGCCCUUGGAUUGACAAUGUCUGUGAUGAAAAACUAGCAGAUUUUCCACCUACAGCUACUGCUAUGCUAGUUGAUCAGUAUAAAAUACGGCAUUCUGUUCUAUCACAGCUUGCUGCUCUUCCUGUGAUUUCACCUAAGGCUGUCGCUAGCUUGAGAAGGCCUCAGUUGGAACAAUUUCUACGAGAAUCUUUAACUGUGGAACGUGAUGAGCCUGAGUCCACACGAACUCCCCAAAAUGAAGACACCAGAAAUGAACGCACUCCAGUUUCUUCUCUCACAUAUUAUCAGGCACAAAAGCUCAUUAGUUUAUGCGGCUGGGAACUCCGAAGACUGCCAUAUUUAGUUGACUGCAAGGAUCAGCUGUAUCAAUCUAGUAAGGAUGCCAAUCUCUUGGAUAAGUCUCUUUUGAGCAGGAAGAAUCAGACUAUUACUGUCUACAGUUCAUGUACUGAUAAGACUUCUGAGAGCAAGACAGAUGAUGAAAGUCAAGCUUCUGAAGACGCAAUAAUCAAUCCAAAUGCUGUUGUUCUCGACUGUAGGCUUUGUGGGGCUUGUAUUGGUCUAUGGGAUUUUUCCAUGGUUCCUCGGCCUUUGGAAUUUCUACGAGUAAGUGGAUACACACAGGUCAACGAUGACCAUGUCAGUCUCACCGAUGGCGGUAAAAACCUUCUUUCCGGCAACAAUGAUCGUGAUGAGAGUAGAGAGAACAUAGGACACAUUGCAACUUCUGGUAACACUAUGUUAGAUAGAAGACAGCCAAGUUUAAACUUAACGAUUGCAGGUGGUCCUCCUCCAGCAACGCAUAAUUACAGGGCAAAAAUUUCUCUGCCAAUCAUUGGGCGGAAUUUGAGAGCAUGGUUUAUUGCUGAAUCUGAGCUUAAGGAUGAUUUAGUAACCAAGAACGCAUCUGGGAAAGGCAAAAACCCAGAGUUUCCUGCAGGAGAAAAUACAACGUCUACAUCAGAAGUGAUAGCAGAAGCUCAACUGGAUAACGACAAGACUGCAGCACAAGUUUCUGGCAACACCACUGAAAUGGCUGAUAAUGCAGAAAGUUUGGACAAGGUUGAUCCAGCAGUCACAGAUCAUUGUAAGAACAAGGUUGGAAAUGAUUUUGGGUCAAGUAGCAAGGAUAGUGUCAUAACUCGUGUAGGGGAAAGUGGCGAGAGCAGAGUGAUGGUUGAAGGCAACAAUGUUACACAAGGAGGGGAACAAGGCAAUGGGCAUGAUGUUAUAAUGGCUGGCGUGCGUCCUCUUAUCCGUGGCAUUUCACCUAGUCGAGGAAAAGCUAUGGAGUUUGAUCCAUUCAGGCUGCACAGGUAUUUUUGCCCCUGGAUUGCAUCUAAUGGUGGCUUUCCACCAGGGUGGGAACAAACAUUAUCCGCUUUAGAGCGUCAUGAAGAAUCUUCUUCUUCUUUGUCCAGCUAUCAUCCAUCUUCCUUGAUUAAGGGGGGUGAUCCUGUUGCUUCAGUGCAAAAGCUUUUUACAUCUCCUCCAUCCAAGCGAAAGAAGCUUGUUCGACCAAGUUAAAUCAGCAAAGCUAACCACGUGCUAGAAUAUAGCCCCCAUGGUCCCCGAGGAAAUUCACCAGACAGACUGGGCCAUAAGAUUACCUUCCCAGUGGAGAAAAGUUUUUGCAUCUUAUUACCUGUAUUUUACCUGUAUGUCACAACUGUGAGCUUGUGUAGUGGAUAAUUAAUUAGUAAGACGCUUUUGAGAUAAUUUCUCCAAAGUGAGAGCAAUAUAUGUAUUUUGUGAAUGCUAUUGUUAAUUACUUAGAGAGAGUUGCAAUCUGCUUUUUUGGACGGAGAAAGUAAAACAAGGGGAAGACACUAUAAUUGUUGCCAUUGAUAUGAA